AUGCUGACCACAAGUAGCCCGCAUAAUCCACAGGCCAAUGGCCAAGCCGAAAGUGGAGUCGCUAUCGCGGAAAGAAUUCUGCGCCAGAAUGAUCCAGUGAAAGCACUGAUGGUGUACAGGGCAACACCAGUUGUCUCAACAGGACAUAGUCCUAGUCGUCUAAUGAUGGGACGUGAGAUGAGUACAACAUUGCCGAUACUCUCAAAGACACUAGCACCUCAUUGGCCUGAUCGCGAAAGACUGUCAGAGAAUGUAAAGAACACGCAAAUGAACUAUGAAAAACAGUACAAUAGGAGGCAUGGAGUUAGGCCUAUGCCUGAACUAAUGCCUGGUGAUCGGGUCCGAGUCAAGUUGGACAAUGAGUCCAAGUGGGGACAGCCCACUACCGUCGUUAGACAGCACGAAACCCCUCGAUCCUAUGUCGUGCAGUCACAGUCAGGAAGGGAGUAUCGUCGAAAUCGCCGCCAUUUACAACUUCUCCCGAAGACAAAUGGCAGCAACAGCAAGGACAAAGCUUCGGACUCGUCCGAGUCCCAACCAGCCGUACCGGUACAUACAAAUGUACAGCCAAGUAUACAGCCGAAUCCAGUACGAGAAACCCCAGCGUCGACUCCGAGUACGAAUGCCGAAUCGUCAAUGUCACAACCAGUGACUACGAGAUCCGGGAGGACUGUGAAGCCUCCAGGUUGGCAGAAAGACUUUGCGAAAUAG
Lineus longissimus is the source of this 711-nucleotide messenger RNA. RefSeq lists its product as uncharacterized. Bases 1 to 711 code for a protein of 236 amino acids. The transcript has a single exon. Lineage: Eukaryota; Metazoa; Nemertea; Pilidiophora; Heteronemertea; Lineidae. Gene Ontology annotation, molecular function: nucleic acid binding. The record is from RefSeq and is a predicted model, not a curated record.